AGCCUGAUUGACUAUAAUUUAAUUUUCGGUUCGCUAUUUCCUACCGACCCGGGAUGUUACCUAGCCUGUUUUUGCUUCACUCUUCAUGAUAUUUGUUUCUGAGUUCAGCUAUACUUGGUAGAAUGGCUACAGCAUGGCAGACAAGGCAGAUACAGGAGAAGAAAACAUGGCUGUUGUCCUCAGGGUCAUAUAGAACGAAAUGGCAAGCAAAUGCAUAAAAAUUAAAAUAUAACCUUAAGUAAUGCUGUGUGCUAUAAGGAAAAGCAAGGCUGAGUGGUGAGCAGCGGGUGUAGGCCAGUUGACGUAGGAUGAUCAGGAAAGCUUUCUUUGAUCCAAUAAACAGGAGAGCGUGUGCAAAGGCCCCAAGGCAAGAGUAAAUAUAUGGUCAGGGAACCAGAAGGAGGUCAGUGCCACUGAAGCCAAGUAAACGGAGGACAGCGUGGUCAGAAAUGAGGUCAGGAGUUAGCUAGGGGCCAGGUGGGCCAUGAUGAGCACCGUCUGUUUUCUUGUGGGAGGAAAAGUGUGACAGGAGACCUCUGCAACAAUGCAGGCAUGCGCGGAUAGUCACACCUGGUGUAGAGCCGGAAGCACGAGGGGGCCGGGAUUAAAUGAGAUGGUACACACCCACAUCCGGACACACACAUGCUUAUACACAUGACAUACACAUACAGUGACACUUGCCCACCAUCUCCCAUUUCCCACCCCAGCUCAUCAGGCACUUGCUAGAGCAGCAACCUCUCCUCCCACUGUCCUCCCUCCUCCCUCCCCAGUAUCCCGUCUCUCCUCAGGGAUGGCAAGUGAAGCCUAUGAAGAUGCUAGCUUACCAAGAAAGAUCUGUUGAGGCUCACUUCUCUCCAGUUCCCAACUGCAGGAUGGUGGGAAAGUCAGGGCUUGGCAAAGGUUACAUAAAUAUUUGCUGAGCACUAGCACAGCUGGGAGCAGGGCCCCUUCCUUCAGCUGGUUCAUUUGCCACUGGGGAGGAAUCUCAGCUGGGACUAGAGACUGGCUUUGGAACUCUCCGUGCGCAUCUGCCGACUCUCAAUGCCCGCAUUCAAACCGUUCCACAGCCUGACCUCCAUACCUUCCAAUAUGAGUCCCAGGCUGGCCCUGCGGAGGGAUCUGGCAAGAGGCGAUACCACAAUCUGCAGAAACCCUCGUCUAGGAACCAAGAGACUUGUGCACAGGAAUGCCAUGCACAUCACUUACCUGCUCCUCUGGGCCUCAUCUGUAGGGCCUGUGGCUGGCUGUGGUGACCUUUCAAGUCUUUUCAGCUCUGGUCUCUGAGUUGAAUCUGGUCCAGGCUUCCUGGCACCUCCUCCUGGAAGAGCCUGGAGGCAGACUGGGACAUUAAGAGAGAAGAAAAGCUCAUUCCAAGAUCUAUGGUAGACCUCAGACAUUGCCAGUGGGUCAAGAAAUUCCUGACCUAGGAGUGCCAUCAUCAUGGGCAGGUUCCCUUAGGCCACUGUCAACCCUCCUGACCAUGGAUGAUCUGAAGGAAGUAUAACAAAGCUAGCUACCUGACCUUAGAUCACUGGGUCCUUUGAGAAAAAGAGCCAGACAUCAGUUUUCCAGAUAUUUCUCUCCAGGUCAAACAAAACCAAAUGAAUUCAUCAAGAUUUGGAAGUCACUGGGAGAUCUUUGAAGCAGGAUUAGGGAUGUAGCCAGAAAUUUUUCUAACAGUGUGGGGGAAAGGGUUCACUUACUGACUCCCUCUCCCAAAUCGUUUCUCUUUCCUUUCCCUGUCCAACCAUUUUUUGUUUAAUUCUUUCUCUCUCUUUUUUUUAAUCACUCCAUUUUAUGCCUGUCACUGCCAAGAUACUACAUACAUAGGAGGCUGAGACAGGAGACUCACAAGUUCUGAAAUGGUCAGAGCUACUUGCACAGUGAGACUCUGUCUCAAACAAAUGAAGGAGAGAAGGGGGAUGGGGGUGAGGGAGGGGAAGCUGUUACUAGCUUAGCUCAAAUGUAUGGGGGUAGUCUCUGUGUCCAGUCACCCACAGGACUGGAGGGAGGUUCUCUGAUGACCUGUGGAGGAGCAGGGGGUUUCCAUUUGAGAAAUUCCAUAGCCUCAGAGUUGGUGAGAAAAAAGGAACUGGGCAGGUCAAGGGAUAAAGCAAAAGUGUCUACUCAGGGACUCAGUCUACCAAAGGGACUCACCAGGAAAGCAGGUAUGAGAUCAGGCCCCAGCUAGGUGACACUGGUCCCCAGAAAUUCUUAGCCAAGUGACCUCAGAAUGCAGAGCAUGCCAAACUACCUGGCCUGUGUCUUUUUUUGCUUGCCCCAUUCUAACCGACCAUAUCAGUCUUUGAAAUAUUUGUCAGGGACGCAACUGAAGCCACUCAAAACCUCUGUUAGGUAUCUUUGCUGAGAAGGAGACGUUGUCCAAGAGGGCCCUGACACUCGUUGGAGACCCUUCAAGAUCGGGAAGUGGGGGGAGUGUGUGAAGGAAGCAUAAAUCAUCCCCAGUAAUCCGUUGAAGGGCUCACGCACACGGGGGACCUAUCCUCUGCUCUGGACGUUUUCCAGUCUUUCCAAACCUCAGUUUCCCCUUGUAAAGAGGCAGUCUGAUGGUGCUGGCAUGGGAGAUAAAUGAGGUCAUAGCUCCUGAGGGAUCUCUGAGGAGAAGUGCCAAAGGAGCACAGAGGACGUCUAUCUGACACACACAGGCCUUUUUCCUCUCACCCUCAUUGGCUGGCAUUUCUUUCUGGAAAAGUGCCUGGUACCCAGCUCCCUUUCAGCAGGUGUCUUCCUUCUCUGAGAAAGGAGCACUCGGAGUCAGCUCUACAUGCCUCUCCUCUGUGGCCAGGGCCACCAUAUCACCCCCAUUCUGCCACACCUCCAUGAUGGGCAAGGUCAGGGCCUCUUCAAGCACAGGAGUAGGUCCUGUUGCCAGGGAAGGCUGUUUUUCUGAUUUGACAAAAGCCCGGGACAGCAUUCCCCUUUAAGUUGCAGCCCAAUUACCAAAGUGCCCUGACCUGUGGGCUGAAAAUAGCAAGUGCUAAUUUGCAUGCUAUUUAUUUAAGUAGUGAAACCUCUUGGGCCCUGCUUCUUAGCCUGUAAAAGCCCACUCAAGCCUACACAAAAAACUAGGUACUCCACAAGGUGCAGCUUGAAGGAGGAAAGGGGGACCCAGGGAGGGAGUCUCCUGUUCUGCUGAAUUCUGGUAGCUUAGAAAUCCAUUUUGGGAAGGAGAUCUUCAAGCCAGGAAUUCCCUUAACAAGGACCAGGAAGCUGAGAGCCUUUCCUUGUGGCUAAGCUGCUGGCCAAGACUUGUUCAUGGCCUGGUCCCCUAGUCCCUUUGGUGGGGCAAGAUGUAGCCAGAGUCAGAGGAGACUGCUGGGUAGACAAGCUGCCAGUAUAAGGGAGAAUAUGGCCCUGUGGUCUCUGAGUGGCUGUAUGUACACGUGUACACACACACACACACACACACACACACACACACACCACCCUGCCUCUGAGUAAACUCCCAUCUCUUACCCUUCCUCGGAUCCUCCCUCCAGCUCUGACCAGAAAGCCACAAAGAAAAAAAAAAAACAAAACCUUAUGGAAAACCUACAGCUAGAUUUGGAGAACAAAAUCCCCUGUGGAUGACAUUCUUCUGGCUGACACAGCCAUUUUAUUCAGGAUUCAUGCUGGCUGGGGCUAAAGAGAAUCCCUCACGGUGCUGUAAGUUGUUCCCCAGAUGACCCAGGCCAACUCCAGCUCAGCAGUAGGGACAGAACCUCCUGGGAUUCUCUCUCUGUGGCUGUGGUGAGGAUGGGGAGCCCAGGACAGUAUCAGGCCAAGGAUAAGUCCAGGGACAGUAUUUCUGCACCAAGACAGAAGAAUGUAUUAGACCAUUUACCUGGUGCUUACUUCCUACAAAGCUGGCAAAUGCAUCGUUCCUAUGUCUUACCCACCCAGACUCCUUAUGUAAUAAAAUCUUCUUGUCUCACCAUGCUACGGCAUAGUAAUCCGAAAGGUAGAGCUGCCAGGGUCACUGCAGCCUUCCCCUUUCCUAGGAUCUCUAAAUGUGUUUGUAGAACUCAACAAUGGUCUACCUUUGAUAUAAGCGUCCUCCCUCCAGCCCAGCCUAAUCAGGGACAAAGGUCCCUACAACUAGGAUUCAUUCCUCAGAGCCCCAGGUCAGUGCCCCUGGGCAGUCACAGGUCUGAGGAAAGUCAGGCUUUAAGGGGAAAACUCAAAGCCCGUCAGGCCUUAGCCCAGGCUAAGAGGAGGUGGGCUCUCAGAUAUGUCCCCUGCUGCUCACUAGCUAAAGCAGAAACUACAAGGUCUAAGGACCGAGAAGCUCAGUCCCAUGGUGCUGUCCACAUGAAGUUGUUCAACUUUGUAAAACUUUACUGAUUUAUUUGUGGUGUGUGUGUGUGUGUGUGUGUGUGUGUGUGUGUGUGUGUGCGCGCGCGCGCGCGCGUGCUUGCUUCUGUGGCUGUGUGUGUACCACGGCCUAUGUGUGGAUGCCAGAGCACGAUUUUUAGGAGUCUCUUCUCAUUCCGCUUUGGCCAUCCAGGGAAUUGAACUUGGUCUAAGCAUGGCCAGAGGCUAAAGCCAUACACUUGAGCCAUCUCGUUGGCCUCCUCCUGGGGCUUUUAAAGGAAGAAGUGCAGAUCCGAUCCAUCCAGUCUUCCUAGCUUGCUUGGCUCACCUCUGGCUGGAGACACAACCACAGAGCUUCUUCCUUUAAGGCUUGAGGACUGGAGGGAGCAGAGGAAGCAGGUGGUCCUCUAGCGCAGGGGUUCUCAACCUUCCCAAGGCUGGAGCCCUUUAAUACAGUUCCUCAUGUUGUGGUAGCCUCUAACCAUAAAAUUAUUUUGUUGCUAUUUCAUAAAUAUAAUCUUGGCAUUGUUAUAAAUUGCAAUGUAAAUAUCUGUGCUUUCUGAUAGUCUUGGGCAACCUUUGUGAAAGGGUUUUUGGAUCCUGGAGGGUUCGAGACCCACAUAUUUAGAGCAGCUGUCCCUUUCCUUUGACUUAAAGUAGGGUGUCUGUCACUGCCGGGUCCUGAAGGCAGAAGAGUCCCAAGGUUUGAGCCCUGCUAUCACCGCACUGUUUUUAAUGCCUUCGGUUAAAGACAAGUAUCUUGGGAUCCUUUUCUACUUAGUCUGGCCGCUGGAAAUGCCCGCUGGAUGAAGGCGUGCAGACCCUAGCUUGGGAACUGUGAACUGCAUGCCACCCCCAAACUGCCUGCACAGUCCCUUCAGCAGCCAGCACACCUCUGCUGUAGUCCGCAGAAUACCAGAAAUCUGUUUUCUCCCCACCCCUUAAGGGAGAGAGGUCACAUUAUCUUAUCCCACCCCUACAAUAACGGUCCAGAGCCAACCUCAAUCAAUAUGGAGCCCCUGUGACCUUCAUCUUGUUUCAAGGAUGAGUGUAUGACUUUAGUACACCAAUUUUGAGUAAUUUGUAAAAACCUAGUAAGUGAUGAGGAAGGACCUGACCUCUCUGUGGGGAGGCUCUGCCCAGGCCUCUUCAGCCCUACUCACGGGUGCACCACCUCGGCUCCCUGCCGGGGAGACCUGGAAAUGCUCAGCUGCUCACGCCCCCUUCGUUCUUUCGACCCUUGCGGCGCGAGGCAAGCCGCCCAUCAGACUGCUGCUGGCAUUCAAGGGGUUAACUCAGGAACAGCCCAGGUGGAGGUCGAGGCCCUUAACCCCCCACUACCUCCACACCUUCCGGCUACAGAGGCCGCAGAGGCCACUGAAAUCGUAAAGACUGCGGUAGCUCUUUGUCUACCUGCUCUGGGCGUUAAAGAGCCCGCUGGCAGCCUGCUUCGCUGGGGCUCGGGACAGAAGUCAGCGACAGAGAAAUUGGGCUCUGUCGCUUUAAGUACAGCUGGAGCCGUAAGUACUAGGCCGGCUGUGCAGAAAAAAGGGAGCAGAGGGCCGAGGACCGGUGCGGCGUCCGCCCCUCCGCGUGGUCCGCGGCUCUUACGAUUUGGGGUGCCCGCCGCGUGCCAGGUGAAGGCUGUUUCGUGUAUAUUUGGUGCUCAUCUACUGAAUGGCUGACUGAGCCAGGGAAGAUGCUUCAUCUGCCCCUGCCCAGGUCGGGAAGAACAGCGAAUUUUCCCCGCAGCUGGGAUGAAAGCAGCUCCAUCAGCAGUGGGCUCAGCGAUGCCUCGGACAACCUCAGCUCAGAAGAGUUCAACGCUAGCUCCUCCCUCAACUCCCUCCCAACCACUCCCACUGCUUCCCGGAGGAGCUCUACCAUAGUGCUACGCACAGACUCCGAGAAGCGCUCCCUGGCAGAGAGUGGGCUCAGCUGGUUCAGUGAGUCAGAGGAGAAGACCCCUAAGAAACUAGAGUACGAUAGCGGCAGCCUGAAGAUGGAACCCGGGACAUCAAAGUGGCGGAGAGAGCGACCAGAGAGCUGUGAUGACUCAUCCAAGGGUGGAGAACUGAAAAAGCCCAUCAGCCUGGGACACCCAGGGUCCUUGAAAAAGGGAAAGACCCCACCGGUGGCUGUCACCUCUCCCAUCACUCACACUGCCCAGAGUGCCCUCAAAGUCGCAGGCAAGCCUGAAGGCAAGGCUACAGACAAGGGUAAGCUCGCAGUGAAGAAUACUGGGCUCCAGCGCUCCUCUUCCGAUGCUGGCCGGGACCGUCUGAGUGAUGCUAAGAAGCCCCCCUCGGGCAUUGCUCGCCCCUCUACUUCAGGAUCCUUUGGUUAUAAGAAGCCUCCCCCUGCUACCGGCACAGCCACUGUCAUGCAGACCGGUGGCUCAGCCACUCUCAGCAAGAUCCAGAAGUCCUCAGGGAUCCCUGUCAAGCCACUGAAUGGGCGCAAGACGAGUUUGGAUGUGUCCAACAGUGUAGAGCCCGGAUUCCUUGCUCCAGGAGCACGGUCCAACAUCCAAUACCGUAGCCUGCCCAGGCCAGCCAAGUCCAGUUCUAUGAGUGUGACUGGGCGGGGUGGACCUCGGCCUGUUAGCAGCAGCAUUGAUCCCAGUCUUCUCAGCACCAAGCAGGGUGGCCUUACACCCUCCAGACUGAAGGAACCUUCCAAGGUUGCCAGUGGUCGGAGCACUCCAGCCCCCGUCAAUCAGACAGACCGGGAAAAGGAGAAGGCCAAAGCUAAGGCUGUGGCCUUGGACUCAGACAACAUCUCCUUGAAGAGUAUAGGCUCCCCAGAAAGCACUCCCAAGAACCAAGCAAGCCACCCUCCAGCCACCAAGUUAGCAGAGCUGCCACCAACCCCUCUCAGGGCCACAGCCAAAAGCUUUGUCAAGCCACCCUCCAUAGCCAAUCUAGACAAGGUCAACUCCAACAGUUUGGAUCUACCAUCUUCCAGUGACACCCAUGCCUCAAAGGUCCCAGAUCUGCAUGCUACGAGCUCAUCCACUGGGAGCCCUCUCCCUUCUUGCUUCACCCCCAGCCCAGCACCUAUCCUCAAUAUUAACUCAGCCAGCUUCUCCCAGGGCCUGGAGCUAAUGAGUGGUUUCAGUGUCCCAAAGGAGACCCGCAUGUACCCCAAACUCUCAGGCCUGCACAGGAGCAUGGAGUCCCUCCAGAUGCCAAUGAGCCUGCCCAGUGCCUUCCCCAGCACUGCCCCCAUCCCCACCCCACCUACUGCUCCAUCAGAGGAAGAAACAGAAGAGCUGCCCUGGAGUGGAAGCCCCAGGGCCGGACAAUUGGACAGCAAUCAGCGGGAUCGGAAUACCCUCCCCAAGAAAGGACUCAGGUACCAGCUUCAGUCCCAGGAGGAGACCAAGGAGAGGCGGCACUCCCACACUAUCGGUGGGCUUCCAGAAUCCGACGACCAAGCAGAGCUGCCGUCCCCCCCUGCGCUCUCCAUGUCCUUGAGUGCAAAGGGCCAGCUUACCAACAUAGUGAGUCCCACCGCGGCCACCACGCCAAGAAUCACCCGCUCCAACAGCAUCCCCACCCACGAGGCGGCCUUCGAGCUGUACAGCGGCUCCCAAAUGGGGAGCACCCUGUCCCUGGCCGAGAGACCCAAGGGAAUGAUUCGGUCAGGAUCCUUCCGAGACCCCACGGAUGAUGUUCAUGGCUCGGUGCUGUCUCUGGCCUCCAGUGCCUCUUCCACAUACUCCUCAGCUGAGGAGAGGAUGCAAUCUGAGCAAAUUCGAAAGCUUCGUAGGGAACUGGAAUCAUCCCAGGAAAAAGUGGCCACCCUGACAUCUCAGCUGUCUGCCAACGCGAACCUAGUGGCCGCUUUCGAGCAGAGCCUGGUGAAUAUGACCUCGCGCCUGCGACACCUGGCGGAGACGGCCGAGGAGAAGGACACUGAGUUGUUGGAUUUGCGAGAAACUAUAGACUUUCUGAAGAAAAAGAAUUCCGAGGCCCAGGCAGUCAUUCAGGGAGCACUGAAUGCCUCAGAAGCCACACCCAAAGAACUCCGGAUCAAGAGACAGAAUUCCUCAGAUAGCAUCUCCAGCCUCAACAGCAUCACCAGCCAUUCCAGCAUCGGCAGCAGCAAGGAUGCCGAUGCCAAGAAGAAGAAGAAAAAGAGUUGGCUUCGAAGUUCCUUCAACAAAGCCUUCAGUAUUAAAAAGGGUCCCAAGUCAGCCUCCUCCUACUCUGAUAUUGAGGAGAUCGCCACUCCUGACUCCUCAGCCCCGUCAUCCCCCAAACUACAGCAUGGCUCCACGGAGACUGCAUCCCCCUCCAUCAAGUCCUCCAACUCGUCCUCUGUGGGCACUGAGGUCACCGAGACCCCUGCUCAUUCAGCCCCGCAUACCAGACUGUUCCAAGCCAACGAGGAGGAGGAGCCAGAGAAGAAGGAGGUAUCAGAACUGCGCUCUGAACUAUGGGAGAAAGAGAUGAAGCUUACGGAUAUCCGGUUGGAGGCCCUCAACUCUGCCCACCAGCUGGACCAGCUUCGGGAGACCAUGCACAACAUGCAGUUGGAGGUGGACCUGCUGAAAGCAGAGAAUGACCGGCUGAAGGUUGCCCCCGGCCCCUCCUCAGGCUCCACUCCAGGGCAGGCCCCUGGGUCGUCUGCUCUGUCGUCCCCUCGCCGUUCCCUGGGCCUUGCACUCAGCCACCCUUUCAGUCCCAGUCUCACGGACACAGACCUUUCGCCCAUGGAUGGCAUCAGCACCUGUGGUCCGAAGGAAGAAGUGACGCUUCGGGUGGUGGUACGGAUGCCGCCCCAGCAUAUCAUCAAAGGGGACUUAAAGCAGCAGGAGUUCUUCCUGGGUUGCAGUAAGGUCAGUGGUAAAGUUGACUGGAAGAUGCUGGAUGAAGCCGUUUUCCAGGUAUUCAAGGACUACAUUUCUAAAAUGGACCCAGCUUCCACCCUGGGACUAAGCACUGAGUCCAUACACGGCUAUAGUCUCAGCCACGUGAAACGAGUAUUGGAUGCUGAGCCCCCAGAGAUGCCUCCUUGCCGCCGGGGUGUCAAUAACAUAUCGGUCGCCCUCAAAGGUCUGAAGGAGAAGUGUGUGGACAGCCUGGUGUUCGAGACGCUCAUCCCCAAGCCCAUGAUGCAGCACUACAUAAGCCUUCUGCUCAAGCACCGGCGCCUGGUACUCUCCGGCCCCAGUGGCACCGGCAAGACCUACCUGACCAAUCGGCUAGCCGAGUAUCUAGUGGAGCGCUCAGGCCGCGAGGUCACGGAUGGAAUCGUCAGCACUUUCAACAUGCACCAGCAGUCUUGCAAGGAUCUGCAACUGUACCUCUCCAACCUAGCCAACCAGAUAGACCGGGAAACAGGAAUUGGGGAUGUGCCCUUGGUGAUCCUUCUGGAUGAUCUGAGUGAAGCAGGCUCCAUCAGUGAGCUGGUCAAUGGGGCCCUCACCUGCAAGUAUCACAAAUGUCCCUAUAUUAUAGGUACCACCAACCAGCCUGUAAAAAUGACACCCAACCAUGGCUUACAUUUGAGCUUCAGGAUGCUAACCUUCUCAAACAACGUGGAGCCAGCCAACGGCUUUCUGGUCCGUUACCUGCGGAGGAAGUUGGUGGAGUCAGAUAGCGACGUCAACGCUAACAAGGAAGAGCUGCUUCGGGUGCUUGACUGGGUGCCCAAGCUGUGGUACCACCUCCAUACCUUCCUUGAGAAGCACAGCACCUCGGACUUCCUCAUUGGCCCUUGCUUCUUUCUGUCCUGUCCCAUUGGCAUCGAGGACUUCCGAACCUGGUUCAUUGACCUGUGGAACAAUUCCAUCAUUCCCUAUCUACAGGAAGGAGCCAAGGAUGGGAUCAAGGUUCACGGACAGAAAGCUGCUUGGGAAGACCCAGUGGAAUGGGUCCGGGACACUCUUCCCUGGCCAUCAGCCCAGCAAGACCAAUCAAAGCUAUACCACCUGCCCCCACCUUCUGUGGGCCCACACAGCAUUGCCUCACCUCCGGAGGAUAGGACAGUCAAAGACAGCACCCCAAACUCCCUCGAUUCAGACCCCCUGAUGGCCAUGCUACUGAAGCUCCAAGAAGCUGCCAACUACAUUGAGUCGCCAGAUCGAGAGACUAUCCUGGACCCCAACCUCCAGGCGACACUCUGAGGGCCCAGCAGUCACUGUCACCCUGGAUGGCAGAAGGCUGGCUUCAGCGUCAUUAGCUCUCCUCUGCCCUCUUCUUUCAUAGCUCUGGCUCACCUGCCUCGCCAAGAGAACAGGAGGGAAGAGGAGGGCAGGAGGAGGGAUAGGUUCUCGGUGCUGAACCUUUGAGAACUUCCUAGUAGGAAUUGGAGGGGUGGAGUUUGGGAACUCGUGCCCCUUAAAUACAUGUGCUGGCCUCCUCUCACGACUUAGGAGAAAAGAUGAUUCUGGGUCUUUUCUUCAAGUUUUGUUUCACUUACAAACUCUUGGGCUUUCUGGGGAGGGAUUUGGAAGACAUAAAAACAAACAAACAAACAAAAACAACUAUAGCAGUUUCAAGCCAGUUCUCAUGAACACCUCUAAGACAGUCACGUGUGGGGAAAUCUAAGGGAGGCAGGAAGCUCUACAGACUUUCUUGCAAAUCUUUCCCAAUCCUGUCAACACUGCCAACAACCUUCCCCCCCCAGAGAUCUGGCCAGAGCCCGGAAAAAAGAAGCAUGUGGUUUAACAGAAACAAAACAAAAAAAAAAUAUAUGUGUUAAUCAACCUGUAGAAGGUAAAAAAACGUCAGUGGAAAAGAUGAUGCUGGAAGGAGGGGACCCAGAUGCCAAGAUGGAAAGACAGCUGCCAGAUCUUGCCUUCUGGAUGACAAUAGAGGACAUUGCAAGAUGGCUGCCAACCUAAAAUGUCACCAAACCACAAGAGUAACAUCACAGCCUUCGGAGAAAGACCACGAGCUGUCUUUCUGCCCUCUAAUUGAACGCGCAUGAAAGUCAAUAAACCCUACUUUUUAAUUUUUUUAACUUUUAAAUUUUAUUUCUAAUUUUUUUUCCUUCCGUUUGCCUAUUUAUUUGCCCCCCUCCCUCCAGUUUUCUCACGUCAAUGAGAUACUCGGGUUUCCUUCCAGGGGAUAGUUUUGCUUUCCAAGUGGGUUUUCUUUGGAGAAUUUAAUUCCAUUACUAUUGGUACAAGUCAGACCCCUGCCAUGCCACUGUCUCCGGCAUCAUUGGGGCUCAUAUGGGACAAGAAACAUUGGCUCAUAGUAGUAAGGGAAAAAGAACUCAGUCUCUUUGAUUCGUUUUGAGAAAGCACAUGUUCUACCUGGAAGCUCAACUGCCACCCUCCGGCAUGAUAGACCUACCCUGAGCUUCACCGUGGACUGGGAGGAAAACCAAAAUACUGGAAAUACCUGCCUGUCUUAUGGCCUGUUAGGGCCCUCACUGCACUAUUGGAUGGUAGCCACUUUGCCUGACUGAGUCAAGAUCCCCUAGCUAGUCUUUAUUAUUUGUUUUUUGACAGGUGAAUAGUCACAAGAAGUGAAGCAACUAUGUGAGCUGCUUCAGGUCAGAAUAAAAGGCUCGAGGAGUUCGACUUGGUGGCCAGUAUUUGCCUUCCAAAGAGAUCUACGUCUUGCAGAAAUUGCCCUCUUCCUAACCCACACUCCUUCGUUUGACAAGCACUUACUGAGUAUUUAACUGAAUACCAGUCACUAUGUUUUAAAACAAAAAAGACAGGACUUGGUCCUUAAGUUCAAGGUCUAGGAGGCAAUGUUAACCUCCUUUUAAGUAACCACCCCCUUAUUAUCUGGACCUUGAAAACCAUCUGAGAAAUGCAGGGGAAGCCCAAGGAGUCAAAAGGAGCCUUUGAUUAGAUCUCCAAUAUGUUGUGGGCAGAAGAUUGGGGAUCAGUUUAAGUGAAGCCAGAAGAAUUAUGGAAUCUUGCUUGUCUUGAGUGGGAAAAUUACUUGUCGCUUCUGGAAACCAGAUUCCAGGUUGAAUCUUCCUCAUGGGCUAAUGUGUCAGCACUCUGCAGUUCAGGGCUAUAUAUAAUGAUAGCCUGGACCUAAGAGUAUGCUCUUCAGAUUUCUAAGUAGCACCAGACUUAGCGUAAGCUACACCAAGAUUCUGUAGGCAAAUAAACCUGGACCGACAUUCCACCCCACCAAGGAGUUACGUGCAUCUGACUCUUUAACAGUCUAUUUUUGUUUCGAUCCUGAAGAAGAUCUAGCUUGUCCCUCUUGUGCCCCCUCCACCCCCAGCAAAAGCUUCUAUAUUCUGGUAGCCCCAGGAAUAACAGGGUCCUCUCUUCUGGACACUAUUGUCGCUACUGCUGCUAAUUCCAUGAGCUGUGAAGAUCCCCAACUCAGCUGCAAAAUAUGCAAUUCUGUGGUGGGAAGAGGCUGGCUGUCCGAAGAUGGUGCUGAAGUCACUGCCUUAAGGUCUCUGCUGUGCAGAAUGAGAAGGCCCCCCAGAGCUGGGUGUUCCAACUUCAAAGGAAGGGAAGACUGGAUAGGCCUACUUUGGACAUAGGUCUCUUCUGAACCCUAGCGAAAGCUCCAGUACCGUGGCAAGGCUCGGACUUUUGCUAACAUCCUAACGCUUGAGCCUUUCACUCUCUUUUCUGGUGCUGCCCAGUCAGUGCCUUCUGACAUGGAUGUUACUGGCCACUUAAGAAGAAGGAAAGUAAGAAAUGCCUUCUUCCAUUCCAAUUGCCUCAGACUCCGGAGGGAUUGUCUCUGUGGUGACCAUGGAUACCAUCAAGAAUUUUAUUUGGGUCUGCAGCAGGUUGAGUCUGGAGGCCUCUCCUACUGUAACUUCAUUUCUAUUCCUGGGAUCCAACACCCUCUUCUCUCAGUUGACUGCUGCAUUUAGCUCAGGCCUCAAAUAGCUGUCCUCCAGGAAGUGUGUUGCCAUCUAGUGAAGUGCUCUUUGAAGCCUCCACUUUCCUUCUGGAGCCUGGGACCCUGUUUACAGUUGCACAUCUGGGCCCCUCACAGUAGGAUCAACCAUCUCUACAAAGGGUUCAUGGUUCUGUGGCAAUUGCAGAAGGUUGAGCCUCCUCAUGGUGCUAUAACCCCUUGGGAUGCUCACCCAGACUUCUAAGAAGCAAAAAGCCUGAGCUCCCCCUCACUGCCCGAGAAUUCAUGGCAAAGAGCAAAUUCGCAGCAUUCUUCCCAACCUACACACUUGCUUCUAGGUUGAGACUACUGGGACUCCUCAGAAAGGAAAAGCUGGGUCCCACAGCUAGAUUCCCAAUCUCCAGGCACCUUCAGAAGAACCCAACCUAUCUAAUUCUGCAGUUUUUUGCUAUUCCCUUUCCUUCCAACUCCCUAUUCCAUCCCUCACCAAAGUUGGCUAGUGAAGACCAUCAACCUUUGGAGAGCCCCAGCUCCAGGAGAGGCUCGCCAGUGCCCCUUGAACUUGGGGAUGAAGACCAAUAAGUUGUGUUCAGUGUGUUUGUUUCUCAGUCCCUGCCUAAGCACUAAAAUAAAAUACUAGGUAUUGGAGGCUGCUAUGGGACCUGAUGUCUGUGCAUCUUUCCGUCUCUGUCCUCCUCUCACACACGAGCAGUUUGUUUUUUGUAUCUUCUGGGGCUUUGUGGAACAUUAUUAUUUUUGAUACCUGCUGUCCGGUAACUCGUUGGUGCUUAUUUCUGUCUCCGUAAAACCUUAUUCCAGUGUCUUUCAUGUAGUCCAAUCGUUUGGAAGGUAGAGGCUGGCAAGGAAGGAGAAUGGGGUAAAAGACCACAGAGAGAGCCCACAAGAAAACCUUUCUUGGUUGGUAAACGUUUGGGUCUUGAGUUACCAACCUUCUAAUCUGUCUACACUGAUGGACAUAAAUCAAAAUAAUGAUUUCUUUCCCUCCCCGUUUCCUUUUGUGCUGUGUGGCUUUUCUAGUUUGCAAGAGUCUGUGGACUUCACAUAUCCACCUCCUUCCUGAUGGCUCUUAAAGAUGAGUCACGUUAUUCAGAGGAGUACCACCCCCUUCUGGGACUCUGAUGAUGAACUGUUUCCUGUCCUAUUCCAGAAAAGCAGGGAAAGGAGUAGCAGGCCCUCACAGUACCUCCCAUCAUUCCAGAUGGAAGUCAUUCACAGCAGCCAGUGUGUGCACGGAGAGUGCAUGCCUGCUACAGUGAUCCAAAUGACAUUAGUGAUCUCUUAUGGCAGAGGGGUUUGGGAGAGGAAGUUGUGCUGAUCAUGAAUCUAAUCCAGGGUUCAAGUGUUGAAGUGACUCAGAUGGUUAAAGCUCGGCAUCUUUCUCUAUCCUUUCUUCCCAUAGUCCUGCACAGUGGCUAAACUGAAGCUAGUAAAUGGAUUCCACGAACCAACAACCCCAUGGUAAGAACUAAAAUAGCUGGUAUGACAGGUUGGCUAAUAGAGAUGGAUCAGAUGGAUGUGCCAACAGGUUGGCUAAUAGAGGUGAAUAAGAUAGGUGUGCCAACAGUUGUUGGUGCCCUUUUUUUCUUCUAGUAUUGGCCAUUGAAUUUAGGGUUUCUCGUAUACUCGGCAAGUACUUCAUCAUUGAGCUCUAUCUUUAGCCUUCACUCUGGCUUUAAAGACAAAGUUUCACUAAGUUGUCCAUAAUGGCUCUGAAUUCACUAAAUAUUUCAGGCAAGCUUUGAAUCUGAUGAACACACACACACACACACACACACACACACACACACACACACACACACACGCUUCUCUCAAGUAGUUGGGAUUUCAGCCUGCAUCACUAGGCUCAGCUGUAAUACACUCUGUAGUAUGAACUAUUCGUGAGAGUUCCCAACAAGGAGGCCCAGAAAAUGUUACAAAUGGCCAAAGCCUGAAGACACUGUUCUUCAUAACUGAGUCAGCCUUAUCAAUCCUCAACCUGCUCAGGGAUAACCGGGUCACCAGCUUGGCUCUCCCCACUGCCCAGGAUACACUGGUAUACACUCUAGCCCUGGGAGCACGUGCCAAUGUAGGGAAGACAGAGUAAACCGGAAAGCAGCAGAGCCUUGAAGGAAAGAGCAGUUGGAUUUUGGAAACCGCAGGGAGAAAACGACCGUUAAAAGGUAUACCUAUUUAUGUUAGUUCAUUCUGGUUUGGUGUUCUGGCCGUUUUCCUUAAUGAUUGUGCCACAGGGAACAUUCUCUGACAUGAGAUCCUGAAAGGGGAAAUCCCUGGUUCUUGAUUCAACCUUUCGUUCCAUACAGCAGUGGCACUAAAGGGAUGUUUUCAGGCGAGAAACAGCAGCAUAUAGGAAUGUGUUAGGAAUAAAAUUCCCAGGCUCUAACGUAGACUUACCAAGUCAAAUCUUUGUGGCGGAGCCCGGCAAUGCUUUUAACAGUCCUAGUGAGUCCAAUGCAUGAGAGCCCUUGCUCCAAGAUGUUUGAUGUUUGAAAACCCCAAAUAAGAAGCAUGUACAGUCUAAUUCAAAUGAUAGCAUUUCAAAGUCACUUUUCUCGUACUUAGGUUUCUGGGAGUUCACAGUGAAAAUAUGUGCUUUGGGGUGGAAGUCAGGGAAGCUCUGCAGCUUCCUGUUUGAGUGCAGCCUCUAGUAGGAGACGUCCCGCCUCUGAAACUUCAACCUGGCAAACUACCGGGCUUCAAGGGGGGAAUCAUGUUGGAGGUCUCAUCCAAAUUGCUGUUCCGAAGGAUUCUUUUUCUGAUUAUAGUGUAAGAAGAGUAAAAUAAAAAUCUAAUUUGCAUUUCUAUGAUGAAAUGUUCUCCUGGCAACAACCCUCUCCCUUCUUUAAGUGGCUAAGAGUUCUGAUGAGUGUGAGAGCCUAGCCAGAGAAACUAGCCAGACCCUCCUUGCCUAGAGCGGUAGACAGCUGUGGGGCUCUAGUUAUGCCAGAAGCCAUGUCUGCGCUCAGCCCACAGGAGAGAGCUCUGCAUGGUGAAAAUAUAGUAUCUGCGUACUUGGGUUCAACCUUGCCUUUUCCCACACCAGGACCUAAAUAUAGUACUCAGCAAAUAGAACAAAAUAAAAUCCUCUAUUUAAAAAAAUUUUUUUCCCAAAAGAGCUUCAUAGAUUUCCAAACUCAUAAACUAGCUGAUGUGGCCAUGAAGAGCUGAGACUGUUAGAAGCAGUUUUGUUUCAAAAUUUUCAGUUUCCCUUCUAUAAAAGCACUUUUGUGUAGAGUAUUAAAGAUCACUGGUACUGGGUCUCCAGAGCCCAGGGACUAAGCACUGAAAGGAAGGACUAAAGUCCAAGGAAAACAAGAGUAAAACAUUUAACUAAAAUCACCCUCCUUACCAUCCAUCCAGCUCUUGUGGCACCAUCCUGUUUCUCUACAUCAUCCUCUCUACAAUCAUCCUGCCUCCCUGCAUCCCAGCUCCUGUGGCCUCAUCCUGCUUCCCUGCAUCCCAGCUCCUGUGGCCUCAUCCUGCUUCCCUGCAUCCCAGCUCCUGUGGCCUCAUCCUGCUUCCCUGCAUCCCAGCUCCUGUGGCCUCAUCCUGCUUCCCUGCAUCCCAGCUCCUGUGGCCUCGUCCUGCUUAGCUCCUGUGGCCUCAUCCUGCUUCCAUGGCAUUUCUCUAAGAAGGAAGAUAAAAAAGAGCAAACUCCCACACUGCUGCCAGUUUCCGGUACUGCUCUGCUGCACCCCCCACCCCCACUUCCUAGUGCUGUUCUGUUUAUUGCUCUUAACAAAACAAAUUUAUAGCGAGUUCCAGGCCCUGCUGGCUUCCUUUCCUCCCCCUCCCUAUCCUGUUUUACGCAGCACUGCUCAUGUAAGAGUCUGUUUCUCAAAUGCAUGGCAUUCCUCAGGUGGAGGAUGGGCAAGAAUGAUCACUUUUUAAAACUUACUGGGUAGAAAAAUCCCAAUCCAGGAUAUGUGUGUGUGUCUGUGUGUUUUGUCUUAUUUUCUUCUCAUUUGACCCUCGCCUAUUCCAAUCUGUCCCCUUUUAUACCUGAUGUAGAAAAGGCAGAACUGAAUCCGAAAAGCAAAUUGUUGUAUAUAGUUGCGGUAACAAUCAUGAAGAGAGCUGGGCUGUCCCCUCAGUAAUUCAUUUUAAAUGAAAAAGAAAAUCGGUUGAAAAUUAAAUCCAUGCCUUGGCCAGCCGAAAAUGGCCUUCCUCCAUCGCCACAGAGGCCACCCUUCCUUGGGUCCUCUGUCUACGAGGCAUGUCUCUAUCCAGCAAAAUUCAUCUGUUCGCUGCCAUUUGCGUUUCAAUAAAGUUAUCUCCUGUACUGUU
Messenger RNA from Rattus norvegicus (Norway rat), 17429 nucleotides. RefSeq names its product neuron navigator 1 (gene Nav1). Gene Ontology annotation, biological process: neurogenesis. Gene Ontology annotation, cellular component: cytoskeleton. NCBI's taxonomy places the organism in Eukaryota, Metazoa, Chordata, Mammalia, Rodentia, Muridae. The record is from RefSeq and is a predicted model, not a curated record.